Molecule: messenger RNA, 2018 nt
Organism: Trichoderma virens Gv29-8
Lineage: Eukaryota; Fungi; Ascomycota; Sordariomycetes; Hypocreales; Hypocreaceae
Exons: 2
Coding region: 1-1659 (552 amino acids)
Source: RefSeq, a predicted model, not a curated record
AUGGACGCAGGCAGUCUCGCUCAGAUGACUUCCAACAACUUUGUUUCUCCCGGGGGCCUGGCCUCUCGCCGUGGCAGCCAGAACAUCAAGCCGCUGUCUUUUGAUGCUAUCAAGCAAGGCAAUAAGAACCCUGACGGCGGCGUUCCCACUCCCCGCACCAGCCGAUCCCAUCUGCUUGCGGGCCUGAGAACGGCCCCCAAGUCUGCUACGGCGGCUUCCUUUGGUCCCAUGUCACCCACGGCAGAAGGUCCUGUGCAGCAAUAUGCUCGAAACAGCAUGGCCGCCAAUGCCUAUGGCUAUGUUCAGGGCAAUGCUUACAAUGCUCCCAAGACGGCUUUCCCCCAGUACGGCCAGCAGCAGCAGGCUUACCAGAGUAUGAUGGGACAGCAGUACACUGUUGAUCAGGUGCUCGCCCCCCCUCAGCUCUCCAUGGAUGAACAGCUCCAGGAGCAGAUGGAUCCCAACCUGUAUGCCCAGCUCGUGGCUACCAACCUCUAUCUGGCUCAGCAGCAGCAGAGGCUCCAGCAGCAGCUCAGGAGCGUCCAAGCCGCGGCCCAUCAAUUCCAGCAGCUCAAUAUCAACAACAGCCAGCUCGCUCAGCAGCAGGCCGCCUUUUACGAGCAGCAGCAACACCUCGCCGCUCAGGCUGCAGCCGCCCAAGGGCAGCAAGUCUAUUACGAUCCUGCCAGUGGCCAGUACUACGUCGACACCUCUGCUGCCAAGGUGGUUUCCUCGGUCAAUAUCGAGCAGCCCAUGUCCCCCGGCUUCAACAACUUCCAACAGCAGCUGCAGCAACAACAGCAGCGCCAGCAACUGCAACAGCAGCAGCAACAGGCCCCUCGCGUUCAAGUGUCGCCGCCCCCUGAGCUCCAGCAAGCCUCGUUCCGCGGCCCCUCGCCCCCGCGACGCUUUGAUUCUCCCACCGAGGUCACUCCUCUCCCUCCGCCAUCUGCUAACGCCUUCCGACGCGGACAUAAGAAGUCGUCUUCCCUGGCCGUUAACAGCGUGCUGGCUGCCGCCGCGGCUGUAGGCGAUUCCGGCAAGACCCCCGCGCCCAAGACUGCCGUCUUUCCUGCGACCCCAGGUCUUGGUGGAUAUGGCCCUGGCCAAGCCCGCGCCGGUGAGCACCCGGUUCGGCAGCCUCGCGGACCCCCCUCUAUGGAUGAGCUCAAGGCGAAGCCGACUGCCAGACACGAGGGCAGCAAGAACUUUGCCACCCGCACCCGACGAUCGGCCGUGCACAACCUCGUUCGUGCUGGUCUGGAGCGCCGCAAGGGAUCUGGCAGCUCUAGUGGCAGCAUGAGCCCCGUGUCUGAGACCGCCGAAGAGUCCACCACCCCCAUUACCGACAACGACUCCGACUCUGGCCGUAGCGGCUCGGGCAGCUUGGCUGGUGAGAUUGAGUGCAGCGCUCCGCGAGCCUCUACUGCUGGCGGUUGGGGCGCCAUCGGCUCAGACCGACCCGGCUCGCGACAAAAGAUCCGUGGCAGCGUUGACAGCAACUCUGGCUGCGAGAGCGACAGCAACUCAUUCGCUGACGUUUUCAAGAACGGUGCUCUGCGAGCAUCCAAGGCACAGGAGGCUGCAGAUGGCCAGCGCAAGGCACCCAGGCUGGUUCUGACCAGCGUUGAGAAGCGUAAGAUGGCUUCUGUGGCAUAAGCGCUCAAGUCGUGUGUUUUUAUAUUUUUACUCUUCUUCUGCCCUUACUAUUCUAAUUCUUAUGACUUGACGCUCCCGGACUUUUUUUUGAUACGACCUUUCGAGGACCUGCGGAUUGCAUUUCAUCGACAUGAUCUCGACAGCUCUUCGCUUCUCCUCAUUUUUUACUACCAGCCAGGCUCGCACGAGGAAUGCGUACUUCAUGUGCGCGAGGCGAGGCCGUGGCCAUGGCCAUACUCUUAUCAAUGAUUAUUUAUAAUUCACUUCUUGACUUCUACGGGGUUUGAAUGACGACGAUGGAGGAGCUCUAGGGUGGGGAUAUAAGUAGGUAGUGAUAGUUUACAGAUAGUGGCGCGCAA